Messenger RNA from Triticum dicoccoides, 2545 nucleotides. RefSeq lists its product as uncharacterized. Bases 543 to 1769 code for a protein of 408 amino acids. Lineage: Eukaryota; Viridiplantae; Streptophyta; Magnoliopsida; Poales; Poaceae. The record is from RefSeq and is a predicted model, not a curated record. The transcript has 12 exons.
AAAAAAACGUCAAGUUACAACGCCGUGUGAACCGUGACGGUUCAGCGAUAGAAAAACGACCUAAAAAAUCUACUACGGUUAACCUACGAAAUUACACCUGAUAGUACGAUCCGAGACAGAACCCCUAGCACCCGAAAAUCGUCGUGCCCUCGAUGCACUUGCCCGUCGCCGUCAUUCGUCCCUAUCGUCCCUUUCUACACGCAGCUUCCGUCCCAGCCGCUCAUCCCUUGUCCGCCGUCACCGCCGGUCAAUCCCUUCGACGCCGCCAUCCGAGUGCAAAUACAGGAAGAUCCCGUAUCAUCCGUCGCUGAUCAUCGGAUCUGGACAGGCGAUUGCAAAGUCAUGAGGAUCCCGCAUGAUCCCUCUGAGUGCCCAUGAUAUGGACCGGCGUGGGACGAAACAGCUGAUUUCUACUCUAGGAGUUUGGGGCUAGUGACGGCCCUCGGAGACGGUGUCAUCAGUAGCAGCAUCUGCCAAGGAUCUCGAGUCUGCAGCUCACAACCGGAUCACAUGCAAAAAGUGACACAAACAAAAAGGUGCGUAUGGGUAAUUCAAGAAGCAAGGCGGUUGAUCAGCAACCAGAAGAGGACGUUACUACGGACCUUACAAGCUCUAUAAUAGUUGAAGAUAACAAUGCAAGCAUCAUACAUGUAUCUCAAAACAUUGGGGAAAAUUCAGCUACUGUUCCAGAUGGAUCAAUGUCGUUUUCGGAUGGAGAGCACAAUGAGGCUUGCUUCACAGCUCCGAGUAUACUGAAUUUGGAUUUUAGCACAAAUCAAGAUGAUGGAACAAGUCCGCUACGGAUUAAAGACCAUCAUGAUGGUUCGUUGUUGGGUUCCAAUAAUCUAACUCUCGAUUGUGGCACAAAUGUAGAUGGCCACAAUAGUAUUGGCGGUGAACCUCCAAACGAUGAUAUCGAUGGUGCGACAAAGCUAACAGACGACAUCAGAUCCAUAGAUCUAAGUCAUAUAACAAAUGAACACCUCAACACACAAAGGCGUGCAGCUUAUCAUAAGAAAAAAGUACAAGACAAUGUGUUGUUGCAGGAGGUUCAACAGCCCUGCUUGUCGAAAUCUGACCAGAGGGAACUUAACAAUGCGUGGAGGCGGGAAUCUUAUCGAAUUAGCAAGACAAAUGGUUUGAAAAAACAACAAGUCGAUGGCCACAUUGUUCAACGUCGUACCCUAGGUGAUAUCACGAAUGUCCGUCAACCUACACAUGUGAUCUCGGGUACAUCAAUUACUCAUUGUUUAUCAAUUUUCAUGCGUGGCGUCCCCUUGGUAUAUCAUAAAAGAUUACUGACCUACCAUGUUGAAUCAGAGGACAACAAUGUCACCAAAGAGAAUGUGGCAAUAACCGAAGAAGAUCGCAAAAGAGAUCAUAGAAACGCCCUCAGGAGAGCAUCUUAUCGGAGGAAAAAAGAUCAGGGUCUCCAAGAAAAUAAUCUCCGCACCCUUAAUUUAACUGACAACCCAACUAGCUCCGCCUAUACAACAUUAUCGCAUACUGAUUCAGCAUUUACUGCUACAACUACGGAGACAUCUUGUCUGGUUAAUGACAAUGAUCUACAUGACGUUGACGAGAAUAUACUUGAAGAAACAAAUCAUAUAACCGAGGAAGAUCGCAAGAGAGAUCAUAGAAAUGCUCUUAGGAGAGCAUCUUAUCGGAGGAAAAAGGAUAAGAUAUUAGCAGAUGAAAAUCUACGGCCACUAUCUAAUUCAGCUGGAGGUAUACUCGAUCAACUUGAGCUACGCAAUGCAGUUCAAUAAUCAGCCGUCGUAUUGGCACCAUCAUCGCGCUUAUGGUUUUUCUACUAUCGUUUUUUAUGGCAAUGUACAUGUCACACAACGUAGUAUUUAGUGUGUAAUAUGUGAUCCAGAUCUAAUGAUUGGCCUGCUAAAUACCUUGGACAUGCAAUGAACUUUUUGAAUUAAGGCAAGUUAUCAUAACCGUUCUUAUUUUUUUGGUAAUUUGAUACUAUGCUUGACUGUAAAUUUAUUGGUGUCCUUAUUAUCUAUCUAUUAUUCUGAACAGAGUGGCUCCUGGUGCCGCCACGCCUUUGAUCUCCUCCGCCAAUCCACUACGAUCCUACUAAUCCGUGUUACAGGUUCGUUCAUUUUCAUCCAUUGUUUUUCUCAAAUCGAUCAGAACAUAGUGGCUUUUCUGGAUCUGCACUUUUCAGGCAGGGAGGCCGACGCGGGUGUGGGAUUGCUGGUUUAUGCUGCUCCGUAUGGCAGAUAGAGCGUGUGUCUGUGAGAAAGGCGCAAGGGCCAGAGCAGCUCUAUACAUGUGUGUAAUUUUGAUGCCGACGAGCAGCAGCAGCCAGGCCUCACGUGUUGAGAGAGAUAGAGAGAUGAGCUAUAAUUUUUAAAUACUGAAUGAUCCCACUGAUCUGUUGCUUCUGCUAAUGCAUUAGCAUAGAGCAUUUGCCUAAUUACGUUGCUGCUAAUGCAUACGCAUAAAUAGACAACAGUAUGUUGUUUGCUAGCUAUCGGAGCGUGUACUUCUACUAUUAUUACGAGACGUGCUCUACUAUUGUUUCUCA